ACUCGAGUGACUCUUUAAGCUUUAACGCGAACUCUAACCUAUUCUAACGCGAGGCUACCUUUGAAGUUCUAUAUCUCAUGGCUACUACUAUUGCUCUUUCCAAAGCACAACAUAUACUACUCAAACGUAUACCGGCACUGACCACUCCCUCCGAUAUACGGCGGAUGCUAAUUCGUUAUAAAGCUCAAGGUGUUGCUGAUGUGGCAAUAAUGUAUGAAAACUUCGUACCAACAAAACAGGCACUCAUUACUUUGACCCGCCCAAAUUACCUGAGAGACAAUCUCCGGGAGCUCAUAAAUGCAACUCUGAGUGGUGUGGUAUUCACAAGUGAAGAGGUUGACUAUUCAAUAUCUGGACCGCCUCCUUCCGUGUUCGGUACAGGUCCUCACGCUGGUGUGGACAAUAUAGGAAAGAACGUAGUGCUCUCUCCCUUUCCGAGCGGGACGUCCCCCUACAUUCUUGAAGAUGUCCUCAAAAAAUAUACACUGGUUGGUUCCUAUCAGGAUUCAGUCCUUCCAAUAAACGCUGGUUCAAAAAACCCAAUCACAAUGCUAGUCAAGCUUGGGUCGGAAUCGGAAGCGUAUCGAGUCGUGAGGGAUCUGCACAUGAGAAAUCCCCUAGAAAACGUGAGGUGGUCGCGGAAUCUCCAGGCGCGUAUUAUACAUUAAAUUAUCAGUAUGUUAAGAACGACACAAAAUGAAGACAUUUCUCUACAUUCUAUCGACUUCA
This is a messenger RNA of Lentinula edodes (shiitake mushroom), 729 nucleotides long. RefSeq lists its product as uncharacterized. The record is from RefSeq and is a predicted model, not a curated record. The transcript is spliced from 4 exons. Lineage: Eukaryota; Fungi; Basidiomycota; Agaricomycetes; Agaricales; Omphalotaceae. The coding region runs from base 78 to 668 and encodes 196 amino acids.